UGCAUCAUCCAGUUCCCUUGUUUUGAGUCGUGUUCACUGUGCGUGCAGUUCUGAGCUCUUGUACUGAGUUGUAACCAGUGUCAAUUAUUUGUUAAAAAUUCAAUUGUUGCAGUUUUCACUAUUCAUUCCAAAACAAAAGUUACACCAAUCAUCUUUUGAAUUAUUUACGACAAAUAUUGGUUUUAUGACUGAAAAGUAAGCAGUGUUUUCUUGGACAGUAUCUCCAAGAUAUAUGUGAUAUGCCCUGACUUGUGUGAAUGAACUGACCAGUGAAGAACUAGAACUUUUAUUAUGGCGAAGCAACAGUCAUUCAUACUCCGAUUUAAGUGUUUCAUGAGUGUGUGUGUGUGUGUGUUAAAUGCAAAGACAUGUACCUGCACAGAUUCUCUCUACAUAAGAAAAUUUGCUGGAUCCCUUCAAGCACCAUAAACGAUUUGUUUCAUCUGGACUGUGUGAAAUUAGUUUAGAAAAGGCAAAGACCUUCAAAAUGAGAGGCUUUAACAUUAUUCCUGGGGAGAAAAUGUGCCCAACCUGUAUCAAAUAUAUUAAUGAAAAACAAGCAAGCGACAACUCAUCACCAGACUAUAUAAAUGACAGUAAUGUGAAGGUGCAGACUCCUGAAAAAUCAGUGCUCAAUACUAGCUUAACUAGCUUAGGAGUACCUCCUGCAAAGCUGAAUUAAGUUGCCCGGCAUAGUUGGUAUGCAGCAGCCAAACAAAAAUUGGAAUCAGCAGCUAGGGCUCUGAAAACUAAAAUUUCACAUACAUAUUAAUUUGAGCUGGCUGAUAAUGAAGCACUGUACCUGACAGUGAUUUAACAGAACUGGGAGAAAAGGCAAAACAUCAUGAUGAACUCAUGGACGAUAUCAGACAUAAAACUGAAUAUGCAAAUAAUCAUGAAAAAAAUCAGUUACUUACUCUUGUACCGCCAACUUGGUCUCGAAAGAAAAUCAGUUCCAAAUUUCAGGUUUCUGAAUAUUUGGUACGACAAGCAAGAGCUCUUUUAAUGGAGAAGGGUAUUUUAUUGAUGAGUGAGCAGAAAAGAGGAAAGACAUUGCCACAUGAUACAGUGGAAAAAGUAAAGAGUUUUUAUUUGGAUGACAAAAACAAUAAUAAUGCCUGGGAAAAAGACAAAGUGAGCACCAGCAAAAAUACCUGCGAACAAAAACAUCUUGUUUUAAGUGAUUUAACUGGACUGUAUUCUCUCUAUAAAAAAAAGUAUCCUGAAGACAAAGUAGGAUCCUCAGAAUCUGCCUCUCUUCCACCAAAACAGUGUAUACUUGUAGGAUCAUGAGAAACACAUACCGUAUAUGUGUGCAUUUACCACCAAAACAUUUAAUUGCUUCUAAAUUCCAUUUCUAUUAAAAAAACAUACCAAGAUCUAAUUAAAAUAACAACAUGUGAUAUAAAUAACUGACCCUGUAUGCUUUGUCUGUAUGGAAAAUUCCCUACCAGUUCAUUGCUUCAAACCCACUUAGAAAACGAAACAGAAGACUACAAUCCUGAUGAGAUGGCUCAGUACAGUCAAUGGGUAUCAACUGAUAGAAUGACUUUAAGUGUUCAAAUCAUGUCUCUAUCAGAGUUCUGUAACAUACUAAUUAACAAAAUUGAAAAACUUACUCCACACUGUUCUAUUUCUCAAUCACAAUCUGAUUAUCUGAAAAUGAAGAGGGAAACACUUGAUGAAGGGUCAGUGUUAAUUUUAAUGAAUUUCAGUGAAAAUCUCAAUUUUGUUGUUCAAGAUGAAGUACAGGGGUAGCACAGGAACAAUGGCAACUGCACUCUUGACACUGUCCAUAUACUUGUAUAUUACAAAAAGGACAAACACUUGCAUGCAAAAAGUAUUUGUGUUGUUUCUGAUGAUCUAGAACAUGAUGCGUAUUAGACUCAGAAGAUUGUACUGAAUUUUUUAAGUAUGAAUUUCCAGAAACUCAUCUUGAUAUGUUGAAUAUUUCACUGAUAGUUGUGCUGCAUAAUAGAAAAAUUGUAAGAAUUUCAGAAAUAUCUGCUACCAUGAACACGACCUCAACAUAAAAUGCAGCUGGUCCUUUUUUGAUACCAGCCAUGGCGAAUCUCCCUAUGGUGGUAUUGGUGGCACUGUUAAAAGACUUGUCACAAAAACAAGUUUGCAAAGAGUUUAUAAAGAUCAAAUACUUACAGCUUCACAGAUAUUUGAAUUCCGUCACAAGAACCUGCAAGGCAUUUCAGUUCUCUUUGUUUCAAAAGAUGAAAUGGUACAAGUCAAACAUUAUCUUUCUCAGCACUUGCAGUGCAAAAACAAUUCCUGGAACACGAUCUAUGCAUCACAUUGUACCAACAUCACCAAUGAAGAUUGGAGCAAAAAGGCUGACCUGUGAUACGGAUUUUAGUAUUGUGCAUGAUUUCUCAGAUGCACUUCUGCCACAAAUGCCAGAAUGCAUUGUGCAGCCCAACUGCUAUGUUGCAUAUGCAUAUGACUCUUCUUGGUAUUUGGGAAUUGUUGAGAAGGUGAAUUGUGAAGAAGGAGAUGUUACAGUAAGGUUCAUGCAUCCUCAUGGACCAUCCCCAUCCUGUUAAUGAUGUUUGUCUCAUAUUCUGUUUGAAGUUGAUAUCACCACAGCAACAGGCCGUACUUAUUCUCUGAGCAAAGAGUCCUCAAAGUUGGUGGAAGAAAAGUGGUUCUCAUUCAAAAACUAUUAUCUAAGCAUCAAAGUGUCUUGUCACAUGUGUAGUUCUGAAUCAACUUGAAUGCAGAUUGCAGCAUCAGCAUUUUGUGCAGUGUUCAUAAUAUCGGCUUUUGACAAAAUGUUUAAAUAUUAUAAACAAAAUGCUAUGUAUUUUUACAUUGAGUUAAUUUGGUUAUGGCAGAGGUAAGAAAGUGUUCAUAUGUCAUGUAACAUACAAAUAGCCCUAUAUUUUAUAAUGUGUAAUUUUGUUUCAUAUAUUGCAAUUUUUGUUCAA
This is a messenger RNA of Schistocerca americana (American grasshopper), 2939 nucleotides long. RefSeq lists its product as uncharacterized. Lineage: Eukaryota; Metazoa; Arthropoda; Insecta; Orthoptera; Acrididae. The coding region runs from base 2064 to 2555 and encodes 163 amino acids. The transcript is spliced from 2 exons. The record is from RefSeq and is a predicted model, not a curated record.